AUUCAAAAGUAUAACCCACACCUACAUAGUACAUACACAUACUCCAUAGUAUUAUUUGCUUUUAAACCUAGGCACAAUAAAAUGGAUCUCGUCAAAGCCCAUGGCGAGGUAUACAACCACCUCUUUGCUUACGCAGACACCCUAGUGCUAAGAUCUGCUGUAGAGCUCCACAUCGCAGAUAUCAUACACUCGCACGGCCAACCAAUGAGCAUAACCCAAAUAGCCUCAAAACUCGAGUCAUCUCCCUCCCCAAAUAUCCCCUACCUGACACGUGUAAUGCGUGUACUAGCCCGUAACAAAAUCUUCACCGUCGAAAAUAAAAAAGAAAACAUAAACAUAACACCCUUGUACGGUCUAACCGAAACAGCAAAGUGUUUGUUACACGAUCAAGAGUUAAGCUUUGCUCCGACCCUUUUGACCUUCACCGACCCUUCGAUCAUGGCCGGGUGGUACGAGAUAGGCCGUACGAUCAAGGAAGGUGGGACCCCAUUUGUGAAAGCUCAUGGGGAAUCGUUCUGGGAGAUGACACGUGAAAAUCCUGAGUUUAAUAAGUUGUUCAGUAGUGGGAUGAGUGCUGUUACUAAGCCUGCAUUAGAUGCUAUAAUUAAAGGGUUUAAGGAUGAGUUUAGUAGGUUGGAGGGUAGUCUUGUUGAUGUUGGAGGUGGGACCGGAUAUUUAGUGGCAAAUAUUGUUGAAGCAUAUCCUCAUAUUAAAGGUGUUAACUUUGAUCUUCCUCAAACUAUUGUAAAUGCUCCUCAAUACCCUGGUGUCACUCAUGUUGGUGGUGACAUGUUUGAUCGGAUUCCUCCUGCUGACAAUGUUAUCAUUAAGUCUGUUUUACAUGAUUGGGGGGAUGAAGAAGCAUUGAUAAUCCUAAAAAAGUGUCAAGAAGCAGUUGCCCAAAAGAAAGGAAAGGUGAUUAUUGUUGAAAUUGUUCUUCAUCCAGAUCGACAUUUGAUGUCCGAUAAUGCAGCUAUUGCCAUUGAUCUUUUAAUGAUGGUUAAUUGCGGUGGUGCAAAAGAAAGAACUGAAGAUGAAUGGAAGAUUUUGUUGAACAAAGCUGGGUUUACUCACUUCAACUUCAUCCCACUUCAAGCUACACUCUCCUUUUCCAUUAUCGAGGCCUUUAAUUAGUGCCAACGUCUCAUCUGUCUUGUUUUACUUGCUCUAUUUUGACCGGAAAAAUUAACUCUCGCAAAAUUGGUCAAAUAGAAAAAAUAAAAUGAAGCGGAAGGGAGUAUAAUUAAGUCAAUUUCAACGUCUUCAACAAAUAAAAUAAUAUACCGAUAAUACAAACAAUGCGGAGUAUUUAAGUUGUUACUAGCUUUGUAUUAGAAUCCAACAAUCUUUUACUUGUGAUUUUCUUUAUCUAAUGUUUUCUAGUAUUUUUUCUCUUAAGUUUUUAGGCUUUUGAUUAGAUUAUUAUAUUUCUGUCAAUCAAGUGUUUACUGAUGUAGUUUUUCGUUUAUUCAAAAUAAAUCUCUGUAAGAUAUAAUUUUAGGACGACGCCGCUCCCUCCUCGUCCCCCCCCCCCUCUCAAACCAUAGCUUUCGUAAGCAAAUUUUGAAUGGGCUUCCAUUGAUUAUAAUAAGUGGAAAUUUGAUAAUUCGGUUGUUUU
This is a messenger RNA of Spinacia oleracea (spinach), 1618 nucleotides long. RefSeq names its product (R,S)-reticuline 7-O-methyltransferase-like. Bases 82 to 1134 code for a protein of 350 amino acids. The record is from RefSeq and is a predicted model, not a curated record. NCBI's taxonomy places the organism in Eukaryota, Viridiplantae, Streptophyta, Magnoliopsida, Caryophyllales, Amaranthaceae. Gene Ontology annotation, molecular function: O-methyltransferase activity; protein dimerization activity. The transcript has 2 exons.